AGUUAACGAAAUUUGCUAUUGAUUUCCCAUAAGUCAAGUUUUUUCCAUGAAAAAUCCAUUGUUUUAGGUCCACCCGAAUAAUAUUUCAUUUUGUGUCAAUUUGCUGGAACGAGCUUUGUACGAAUUUGGCGAAGGGAUAGCACUAGAGCGGAGAUUAGCAUAUGUUGAGCAGAUCACCUAUUCUAUAGAAAUUCUGGCCUCUGCCGCUUUGAGAGGGCAGGAGUAUUCGUCUCAAUUGCUGGAUCGACCUACUGCUGUGGAAAACAUUGUAGAUGUUCUAGAUGUAGAUUUUGAGGUGCUCGACGCUCAGUGGUUGGACGAAAAUGAAGAACAAAAAGAUCAGGAGCAAAUUUACCCUGACAGGCCACAGAAGCAGCCAGAAGUUCGUUGUAACCGGGUUCAGGACUCGCCACAAUUGACCGCUCUGUCAACUGCAGUGCAUGACUCACCCAUGGAGCUGAGGGCUACUCUUAAGUGUGCUGCUGUACGAGCUAUCGGGAAUUUAUGCUGCGAGAGGGAAUCGCUUCGGCUAGCAGCAGGUGCUAGAGGGGCGGUUUUAGCGGUGCUUCGGUGCGCUCGACUUACAGACAAUGACCGACCUUUCAUAGUACAAUGGUCAGUAGCCGCUUUGCGGCAUCUGUGCAUGGGAUGUCCUGAAAAUCAGAAGUUUAUCCUUGAAAUGGACCAGAAACCCUCAGGAGUAAUUGAUCGUCAAAGACUUCUAAAGGAGUUGGGUAUAAAUGUGAAAGUGGAUGCCACAACAGGCGCUGUUCGACUGAUCACUCCGUCAAAGAAUAUGGCUUAUUUCGAAAGUGUGUCAAACAGGAAGAGACCAGCUACUAAUUUUAUGGAAUUCUCUGAAAUUGAACGUGCAGUCUAUGGUGGGAAUGUAGAGGACGAUCCGGAGUUGCUUGCUGAAUUGCUAGCUCUACAACAAGAAGAGGAAGCAAAACAGAGGCGUAGCGCGCUUCCUCCUCCAAUUGCGAGAGCACCACCACCAAAAUCCAAAAUUGACGGAGCUCUUGGACUGGAUCCAGCUAUUUUGGCAGCAGCACUUGCAGAUGAUGUCGAAAUCGAUGAUAGUGCCCUGGAAAAUGAUCCUGAUCUGUUGGCAGAGUUAUCUGGUCUUGUUGGAGAGAGUGCAACUGAAGCUGCUCCCCCACCGGCUCCACCUUCUGCGCUUGCUCAAACUGUAGCAUCGGAUAAUGCUGUGUUGGUAAAACUUCGUGGACUACUUGCUGUAUACGAGAAAAUGCUUAAUGCAAGCACUACUGAAGGAAAUACUGCGAAGCAGAGAAGGCAUCAGCGUUGCGUGGACAAACUCAAAGAGCUGAUCUCUAAAGCUGAACGAGGACUGGUUAUUGAUGAAGCAGAUAUACCGCCUGCUCCACCCUCAUUUGCUCCGGCGUCUGGUAACGCUCAGCCUUCCGCCACUGUCGCUUCUCUUCAACCACCUCCCAUCCCAAAGCGAACCUCCUCAUCCCCCAAUGUUCCUUCAGGAUCAGGAUUGGAAGCUCCACCAGUCCCUGAGCGUACUUCAUCUUCAUCUGUCCCACCUGAGCCUACGAAUGCAGAUGUAAAGAAGCAGAAAAUUUUGGCAGUUCUGAAAAGGCGAAGAAACGAGUAUGUUGCAAACGGAAAGGCGGCUGUUGCUGCAAUGGACAAACCUGCGGCCAAACAUUAUGUCGAAACCGCCAAACUGUUUGAUCAGGUGGAA
Molecule: messenger RNA, 1717 nt
Organism: Strongylus vulgaris
Lineage: Eukaryota; Metazoa; Nematoda; Chromadorea; Rhabditida; Strongylidae
Source: the annotation of a GenBank genome assembly